CUUAUGCAUAAAUAUCAAGAAAAGUUCGAAAAUAUGAAAAAUUGAUGAAUUGGUAGGUUAUGUUAGAUAAGGUUGACUAUCGCCUAAGGCUCACUGUGCGCAUGCUCACGCGGUUAGAAUAAUUAAAAUUGCUCUCCAUUUAAGGAUACUAUAAAGCGUAUUACGGAACAUAGCUAAUUUUAAAAUUAUUUCUAUUUUAUUAAUUGGUUCAUUAAUAGUAUUUUUUCUCAAUUAAAGUGAUAUAUUGUUGGUCAUUCUAACUUUCGCGCCCUGUUAGCCCUUGCAAAGGGGGGGAUAAUACGUUGUUCGGAUUUUAUCAUGUAGUGGGUGCUCUUUUUAUUAUUGAAUACCCGGUGUCGUUAGUUUACGUCAACUUCUUGUUUCAUAACAAAAUAUAGAAAAAAGUUGUGUCGUGCUAGUCGAAUACGUUGGGCCUCUAUGACGCAGUGAUGUUAAGUCCAACAAAAUAUUUCGAAUUAACUUCGGGCCCCAAAGAUUCCGUUAGUUGUUUGGAAUUUUCUCCGUCAACACUUCUGCAAAAUUUUUUAGUGGCCGGAAGUUGGGAUCACAGUGUUAGAUGUUGGGAUGUUGAACAAGGCGGAAAGACAGUUCUAAAAUCAAAACAGACUUAUAAACUACCAGUUGUAGAUGUUUCUUGGAGUGAUGAUGGAUCAAAGGUUUUUAUGGCUGGUUGUGACAGAGAAGUCAAAGUAUGGGAUUUAGGGAGUAAUCAAACCGUGCAUAUUGGAGCUCAUAAAGCAUCAAUUGAAACAUGUCAUUGGUUUAAAGGUUCGAAUUAUUCAUGCUUAAUGACUGGGUCGUGGGAUAAAACUUUAAAGUUUUGGGAUAUCCGCAGUCCAUCUCCCAUGAUGAGUAUCAGACUUCCAGAAUAUUGCUAUUGUGCAGACGUUGAUUACCCAUUUGCUGUUGUUGCAACUGCCGGUCGAAAAAUUAUUGUUUAUCGACUUGAAGGCAAACCUCAGCAGUUUAAAACUUACGAAAGUCAACGAUGUGAACACAAAUGUAUUGCUCUUUUUAGGGAUGAGAAACAAGAACCAGCUGGUUAUGCAUUGGGUUAUGCAGAAGGACGAGUAGCGAUUCAACAUCUGAAUUCAUCAAAUCCAAGCGAUAACUUUGUGUUCAAAUGUCAUAGCUCUCAGCCUGUAAAUAAUCUGGCGUUUCAUCCGGUCCACGGAACGUUAGCUACGGUUGGUUUUGAUGGAGCAUUUAAUUUUUGGAAUAAAGACACAAGAACCGCAUUGAAGACGAAUUGGAAAGCGUUGCCGAAACAGUCGAUUACUCGUUGUGCUUUUAAUCAUGAUGGCCAAAUAUUUGCUUACACCGCGGAUGACAAAUGGAGCAUGGAGGAUGGAUACAGUACUGAGAAAAAGAAACAAUAUCUUUUUCUUCGAUCGUGUAAAGGUGAAUUAAAGUCGACUACAUCAUAAAAAUUGUUUGUAUUUGGUUUUAAGUAGAUGUUGUGUAAGCAAUAAAUAUAUUUUUUUACGCUUUGAAAGUUCUAUGAUCUUGAUAACCUAAAAGAUAACCUAUAGUAAAGUGAUGAUUGUUAUUUUUAUUAAAAAUGUUAAUGUUUUGAAAAUACUUCUUCCUAGAAAAAGAGAAAAAAACGCGUUGCUUAUAAAUUAAUAUUUCUAGAACUAAAACACUGCGGAGCUAAUGCUUUGAUAAUAGCGAGAGCAAGUUAGGACAACCAUUUUUUUCCAACAACAGCAUUUUAGAAAAAGUUGUAGCAAACUUUAUUCUUAACAAUAUUGCUCUUUAAC
Messenger RNA from Onthophagus taurus, 1784 nucleotides. Its product is annotated as protein Rae1-like. Gene Ontology annotation, molecular function: protein binding. Lineage: Eukaryota; Metazoa; Arthropoda; Insecta; Coleoptera; Scarabaeidae. The record is from RefSeq and is a predicted model, not a curated record.